CCCCCAGCGCCCCAGCGAGGGAUGCCCGCGUGCACAAUGGGGAACGAAGCCAGUUACCCCGAGGAGAUGUGCUCCCACUUCAGCCAGGACGAAAUUAAGAGGCUGGGCAAGCGGUUCAAGAAGCUGGACCUAGACUGCUCGGGCUCCCUGAGCGUGGACGAGUUCCUGUCUCUGCCCGAGCUGCAGCAGAACCCGCUGGUGCAGCGAGUGGUCGACGUCUUCGACACGGACGGCAACGGAGAGGUGGACUUCAGGGAGUUCAUCCUGGGGGCCUCCCAGUUCAGCGUCAGGGGGGACGAGGAGCAGAAGCUGAGGUUUGCCUUCAGCAUCUACGACAUGGAUAAAGACGGCUACAUCUCCAACGGGGAGCUGUUCCAGGUGCUGAAGAUGAUGGUCCGGGACAACCUGAAAGACUGGCAGUUACAGCAGCUGGUGGACAAGACCAUCAUCACCCUGGAUAGAGACGGGGACGGGAAGAUCUCCUUCGAGGAGUUCAGUGCUGUGGUCGGAGGCCUGGAGGUGCACAAGAAGCUGGUAGUAAUUGUGUGAGCUUUUCCGUUAAGAGCACCACCCACCAACCCUUACUUCCCUUUCUGUCCCUUUUGAGAUGGGCUCCAGGCAGCCCAGCAGCCCUCUCUCUGACUUACUUGGAAGUGCUUCUCUUUGUCAAGCCACGUUUUUCUAACACGAACCUCAUGACCAA
Molecule: messenger RNA, 703 nt
Organism: Canis lupus familiaris (dog)
Lineage: Eukaryota; Metazoa; Chordata; Mammalia; Carnivora; Canidae
Gene: PPP3R2
Product: protein phosphatase 3 regulatory subunit B, beta
Exons: 1
Coding region: 22-549 (175 amino acids)
Molecular function (GO): calcium-dependent protein serine/threonine phosphatase regulator activity; calcium ion binding
Source: RefSeq, a predicted model, not a curated record